CUCCUUCAGCGCUUCCCCGGGCUCCGGCAGUGACAGCUGCGAUCAGGCUGUGGCCGUCCCAGCCCGAGCCAUGCACACUGCGCGCCCGGGUGCGCGCCCGGCGCCGGCGCUGGCGCUGCUGCUACUUUGGGCCGGGACCGGGGUGCCUGCCGCCGCCGCGCCCCCAGCCCCGCCGCUCUUCAACGUGAGCCUGGACGCGGCGCCCGAGCUGCGCUGGCUGCCGGUGCUGCAGCACUUCGACCUGGACUUCGUGCGCAGCGCGAUGGCGCACAUCCUCGGGGAUAAGGUCCCCAAGUGGGUCCACGCAGUGAUGCGAGUGGCGGUGGGGGAGCUGGAAGGCUCCCUGCCCCAGCCCUACGCCGAUGAGAUCCGCGGCAUGUGCGACGCCCUGGGCUUCAGCCUGGCGGACUGCAUCCUCAUCAACCUGGCCUACGAGUCCACCGCAUUCUGCACCAGUAUUGUGGCUCAAGACUCCAAAGGCCACAUUUACCAUGGCCGGAAUCUGGAUUAUCCAUUUGGGGAUUUCUUACGCAAAAUGACUGUGGAUGUACAAUUCUUAAAGAACGGGCAGGUUGCAUUCACUGGAACCACUUUUAUUGGCUAUGUAGGAUUAUGGACUGGUCAAAGUCCUUACAAGUUUACAAUCUCUGGCGACGAACGAGAUAAAGGCUGGUGGUGGGAGAAUGCGAUCGCUGCCUUUUUUCAGAGACACUCUCCGAUCAGCUGGCUUAUCCGCACUACCCUGAGCGAAUCGGAAAACUUCGAAGCAGCUGUUGACAAACUGGCCAAGACUCCGCUUAUUGCCGAUGUGUACUACAUUGUUGGUGGCAUGUCCCCCCGGGAAGGCGUGGUCAUCACCAGGGACAGAAGAGGCCCGGCAGACAUUUGGCCUCUAGAUCCUUUAAAUGGAGCGUGGUUCCGAGUGGAGACAAAUUAUGACCACUGGAAGCCGGCGCCUGCGAGGGAUGACCGAAGAACACCCGCCAUCAAAGCCCUUAAUGCCACGGGCCAGGCCAACCUCAGCCUGGAGGCCCUCUUCCAGGUUUUGUCGGUGUUUCCAGUGUAUAACAACUUCACGGUUUAUACUACAGUAAUGAGCGCUGCCAGCCCAGACAAGUACAUGACGAGGGUCAGAAACCUGGGUUAAAAGGAAGUAAGCAGAAGAGUGAACUCACCUGCUAUGAAAGGUGAUUUUUAAAAAAAUGAAUUCUUGAAGAGCUGCACUUUAAAAAAUAAAACAAAGUGAAGGGACUGUAUUAUUUUACUAGAGGCCCAGUGCACAGAUCCAUUCACCAGUGGGGUCCCUUGGCCUGGCCUGCACCCUCUCACAGUCCGGGACCCCUCGGGGGAUGUUGGACUGCUGGUUUUGACCCGAUUCCCCGAAGGCCAGGUCAAGGGACCCGCAUCGGGCCUCUAGUAUGCAUAUAAAAUCUUUGGUUAAAUCUCUUCCCGCCCCCACCCCCCCCAACUUCCCUCUGAGAUUCAUCAGUCUGUUCCAUGUUUCUAUGCCUGUGUGUUGAGUGUCUGCUCUCUGUGCAUCAUAGCUACUGGUUGGACGGUGAGACGGUUUCUUAGGCUUUUAUAUAUAUAGGUGAGCAAUAUAGGCUCAUUCCUCAUUAAACUUUUCUACUGUGUGACGUGGGGGGCGGUGUAGCAGGAGGAUCACUUUGGAGCUUGUUUUGGUAUAAUGGGGAGCAGGCUCCUUGCAUUCCCUUCCUGUCACGGUUUGCCGUGCCCCUCCCCAAGCUUCCUCUAUCCUGGCUUGAAUGACUAACUCAAAGAUAAUUGGUUUCAGAGGUUAAACUGUAUCCCAGCUUCUCACUAUAGCAUAGCUAUGUUGUCAUACCUCAGCUUAUAAAGAAAUAAGUUCUUUGUUCAUUAUGAAGUGUUUGUGGAAGAGUCUGAGAAAGAAAAUUCUUCUCAAAGAAAUGGAGCUCUCAUUUGAAUAGAGCCUGUUUGGUUUGUUAGUCUAACCUUUGAUUAUGUAUUUCCAUGUGAUGGGAUUCUCAUUUUGUAUAAUGUUUCUAACCUGAUAUACCUCCUUUUUCAAAUAGCCACUUUCUUACUGCUUUUUGAAAGCAAUAUACAGCCAAAUAAUUUCUAAUGGUCACUUAUCAUUAGUUAAUAAAAUGCUGGAAAAGAUGUUGGCGAGGAAAAUAAAAAUUUCCAAGAUA
Myotis daubentonii (Daubenton's bat) is the source of this 2174-nucleotide messenger RNA. RefSeq names its product protein phosphatase with EF-hand domain 2 (gene PPEF2). Gene Ontology annotation, cellular component: lysosome. NCBI's taxonomy places the organism in Eukaryota, Metazoa, Chordata, Mammalia, Chiroptera, Vespertilionidae. Gene Ontology annotation, molecular function: phosphoprotein phosphatase activity; fatty acid amide hydrolase activity; manganese ion binding. The record is from RefSeq and is a predicted model, not a curated record. Gene Ontology annotation, biological process: fatty acid metabolic process; detection of stimulus involved in sensory perception; negative regulation of MAPK cascade.